AAUGACCAAAAGGGAGCACCAAUGCAUCCACUGGUUAGAGCAGGAUUGUGUGAUGGCUCGGCCAGCGCCGGCUUUUGCUUCAAAACUUCAACUGACAACUCUGAUUAACCGAGUAAUGAACUUUUAUGUGCUCUACUGGCUGAUGUUUUUUCUGGCGCCCGGGGGCUGUCCUAUCUAUAGUAUCGACCUGUCCACGCUGGAGGUGCAGAGCAGCGACUUUCAGAACGAGCUCACCCUGCAAUCGAUGCUCAACUCGGAGCUGCGUCAGUACCGGAAUGGCCUCAACAAAAGGCUGACCGAGAUGCCUGUGAGUUUCAACCAACAUACCGAUCCUUCCGCAUCCCGGAAACAUCCCUUUGAAACGGAUAUGGAUUUGGAGCACGCGGAAUGGCUUCUGGACACCCAACAACUGACAAGCGGCGAUAGAUGUGCUAAGGAGUCGGAUUCGGAUUUCCUGGGAACGAAUCUGUUCAAUGGCCCCGAAAAGCAUUGCUUCUCCACGGAGGACAUAGCUCUGAUGUCCGCCCGCAGGGACUUUGAACUCCUGGUGCCGAAGUCCUUUCCCAACCUCUGCAUGGUCAGUGACAACGUGGUGGCCAUGCUGGUCAAGUACUUCAACACGGUGAACCAGAUUGUCAAGAAGAUGUCGGACAUCGAGACACGACGAGUCCUGCAAAGGGCCUUUUACGAUGCCCUGGGCGGCUACCUUCGUUUCUACCUGGUGCCGGCGGCUCAGAUGUCCUUCUAUGCCGGACAUCUCAAGCUGAAUACGGUGGACCGCCUGGUGAAGCUCUACCGGCAAUGCCGCAUGGCGCUCAACACGAAUGGGAAUGGAUGGCGAUCGCCCAGCAAGGAGCUAGUGAAUCAGUUUCUAGCGGCCAAAGUGGAGCCUAUGAAAAUGCCAAAGUACAGUCGCUGCGAGGACGAUGCCUCCAGCUGCGCUUUCCUCGAUCAGACUCUGAUCCAGGUGGCGGAUCAAGGCCAAAUGAUUGUUCCAGUGCCCUCCCUGGAGCCCAUGGACGAGGACGGCUACCUGACUAACAUCUGUCUGCCCUUCAGGAAAAAGCGCAUCUACAACCUGCGUGCUCCCAGCUCCGCCUUCAUCGUGAUGAGGUUCUUCGAAGCCCUGACCAACUGCCACCGAUUCCAGGGCGUUAAUCAGGUCGAGUACAAUCGCAAGCUGCUCACCUGGAUUCACGAAAACCUCCAGCUCCACUACGCGGAUGGCCAAUUCUAUCCAGGACUGGGGGGUAUCUUGCAAAUCGAAGCGACUAUUCUUAGUCAGAAGGAGCAAGAGGAGCCUGAAGUGGAGUGUACGACCGAAACGGAGGACCAUGCUAAAGAACCCGAAACGAAAGAGGCGGAGAUGGAUACCUCGCCCAGUGAGGACUCCCGCAAGCUGAGUCGCUCUGCCAAACACUGGAGGAUGGAGGAGAAGCGCGAACAGGAACAGGGAGAUAGGUACCAUACCCAAGAGUAUCGAAGUGGCAUCAAGGGAGAGGAAGAGUCAUUCGCGACCACCCUGGAAGCGGAGGAGUGCCGGGAGUGCGACAAUGAUGAAACCUUGAUCUGGUGCAUUGCCGCCUUCUUGGCAGUGCUUCUGCUCCUCAUCCUUUUCAUCAUCUGCUGCUGCAUGCGAAAGGGCAGAAAGAAGAAGCCCGUGGAUGAGGAGGCGGCCCAAGAAAAGCCCAAAAAGAAAAAAGAGGAGUACCAUGAGGAGAAGCCGCCCGAGGAGCCAAAACCUAAAGAGAAACGAAGGGAACGUUCCUACUAUUCUGUAUCCAGUCGCCUAAGUGGGAAAUCGCAUUCCGGAGAUCCAAACGGACCCCAGACCUCUAGCUCCUCGAUGGCCUGCCAGUUUGAUCGCAAGUGCCUCCCCUUACCCUGCCUCACUGCAAAGGGUGAUGCCGCCACGAAAGUAGUCCCAUCGUUUAUGUCCACGGACUCGUCGCCGCGCAGCAUGCUCCGAUCUCCGCUAAGGCAGUCGCCAGUACGAUCUCCCUUGAUGUCAACCCACUCGGAAUAUUUGUCCAACAGCGAUAGCGAUGCAAUGCCCAGGGAGAGGGAGAGAAAAGUGGAAAGGGUCCAUGGGGUGGACUCUAGACAACAGCUCGGUAGGAAGGAUCUCAAAAAGACCAGGAACAGAGAGAAGUCUGGAAGCUCAGAAGACAGGAAGAUGGAGGAUAGUUCCCCAGAGAGGCGAAGACCUAGCCGUGUGAGAAUAGCUGAAACAGACGACUCUGCCGAAGAUCGUAAUCCGGUUAGGAAACCAAGUCGGCAAAAGGCCAAGCCCAAGGAGGACAAGACCAGACUUAGGGGCGGCAGUAAUCCCGAUAAGGAUUCACCCAGUUGGGAGACUAUGUACGGGGACAGCUAAGGACGAGGGGUCCACCUGUUUGUUGGAGUUUGUAUUGUGUUGAGUUGAGUGUAUAUUUUGUUAUAUGAGAUAGAAUAAACCCAGUUUAGAGAGUUAACGCAUCGAGACGAGGGUGCAGGCAACGAAAGGUGCAACAAUGCAAAAGAGGCAUGCAAAUCAAAGAUAAGAUAACACAGGUCUGGGAAAAAUAAGGACCAAGGGGGCCAGAACAUACUUGGGUUAAGAGACUAAAGGGGUUAAGAGAUAAAACACAAGUUUGUAGCCUA
This is a messenger RNA of Drosophila bipectinata, 2643 nucleotides long. RefSeq lists its product as uncharacterized. NCBI's taxonomy places the organism in Eukaryota, Metazoa, Arthropoda, Insecta, Diptera, Drosophilidae. The record is from RefSeq and is a predicted model, not a curated record.